Messenger RNA from Protobothrops mucrosquamatus (brown spotted pit viper), 2052 nucleotides. RefSeq names its product checkpoint with forkhead and ring finger domains (gene CHFR). Gene Ontology annotation, cellular component: nucleus. Gene Ontology annotation, molecular function: protein binding; ubiquitin-protein transferase activity. Gene Ontology annotation, biological process: ubiquitin-dependent protein catabolic process; mitotic cell cycle checkpoint signaling; protein ubiquitination. The record is from RefSeq and is a predicted model, not a curated record. Bases 1 to 2037 code for a protein of 678 amino acids. Lineage: Eukaryota; Metazoa; Chordata; Lepidosauria; Squamata; Viperidae. The transcript has 17 exons.
AUGGAGCACAUGGACCUCGGAGGGCGGAUACAACCCAUCGGAAAGCCUCAACCUUGGGGGAAGCUGAUCCGGCUGGGGCUGGAACAAGCCGAGCCCCACGUCUUGUUGCUGAAAAAAGAGUGGACCAUUGGGAGGAAAAAAGGUUGUGACUUAUCUUUCCCUGGCAAUAAAUUGAUCUCCGGCUAUCACUGUAAAAUAAUAGUGGACGAAAAAUCUGGUCAGGUUUUGCUACAGGAUACCAGCACGAACGGAACGGUGAUUAAUAAACAGAAAGUGGUGAAGAAACAGACCUGCCCUUUGCAAACCGGGGACGUGAUUUAUGUUGUUUACAGGAAAUUUGAGCCAGAAAACAACGUUGCAUACCUGUAUGAAUCUUUGCACCCCAAAAAGGAUGGAGCUAAUGAUCCAGGAGAAGCCAAGGUUGACAGUGGAUGCCACACAACCAAAGAUACCUCAGGCACCAGAGAAAGCAGGGAUGGGACCUCAACAGCAUCGCCACCACCGGCUUCUCAGCCAAGCUACGAAGAGCCACAGCCAUCCACUUCGACGUCAAACCUCUUUAAAAUUGUUCCUACCUCUCCCACUGAGUCCGUAUCCACUGAGAAGGCGAAGCCCUCAAUAGUUGGAUCCCAAUCUUGCACCUUGAUUUUUGCACCUGCUUUGCUGAAAUUGGUACCAUCCGGACCAGAGUCAUUGCUCCAACUCAGGCAGCCUCUUGUAAAUACAGAAACAUCUGACGCUUCUUGGAGGGACACAGAGAAAACAUCCCUGUUCCAGCUUUCAGGGAGGGAAGGAAAAGAUUCAUCCCACCCGGUUAGGAAGAAAAUCAGAAGAGAUGGUGAAGCCAGCUCUGCCCUUCAGGUGGCCACCCCAGACGGACAAGCAAUGAGAGACCCCCGAGAUGUCAAAUCAGCAACCAUGAAGCCCGACAAAAUGGGAGAAAGCCUGAGUUGCAUCAUCUGCCAGGAACUUCUUCAUGACUGUGUCAGUUUGCAGCCCUGUAUGCAUACUUUCUGUGCCGCUUGCUACUCAGGAUGGAUGGAACGAUCUUCUCUCUGUCCGACAUGUCGAUGUCCAGUGGAACGGAUCUGUAAAAAUCACAUUUUGAACAACUUGGUCGAAGCGUAUCUCAUCCAGCACCCAGACAAGUGUCGUAACGAAGAAGAUAUUAGAAGUAUGGAUGCCCGGAACAAAAUCACUCAGGACAUGCUUCAGCCGAAGGUGCGCAGAUCCUUUUCAGAUGAAGAAGGAAGUUCUGAAGACCUGCUGGAUCUGUCGGAUGUGGACAGCGAAUCCUCUGAUAUUAGUCAGCCGUAUGUUUUAUGCCGGCAAUGUCCUGGUUAUCGUCGGCAAACCGUCCCACCUCUAACCUCUCCAGACCAGGAAGGAAAAACGGAACCUGGGCAGGUCCCUGGAGAUUCCCCAUCAACUUCUUCCAACUUCCCAACAGCAGUCCAGGAAUAUGUCUGCCCAGCUCAAGGAAGCCACAUCUUCUGCACUUGCUGUUUCCAGCCCAUGCCGGACCGUAGGACAGAACGGGAACACAACCAGAACAUCGCCCCACAGCAGUGUACCAUUUGUCUGCAGUCCUUCUGUCAUCUGUACUGGGGAUGUGUCCGUGUGUCCUGCUUGGGCUGUUUAGCCCCAUUCUGCGAGCUCAAUCUUGGUGACAAGUGUUUAGACGGCGUUCUUAAUGGCAAUAACUACGAGUCAGAUAUUCUAAAGGAUUACUUGCAAUCCAGGGGGUUGACCUGGAAAGACAUGCUGAACAAGAGCCUCCUAGCUCUUCAAAAAGGAACGUUUAUUUUACCAGAUUACCGAAUCACGGGAGAAACGGUGCUGUGUUAUUUUUGCGGCCUACGGACUUUCCGGGAACUCGCUUACCAAUACAGGCAAAAUAUUCCUGCUGUGGAAUUGCCAGCCGCUGUCACAUCCCGUCCCGAUUGUUACUGGGGUCGCAACUGUCGGACUCAGGUGAAAGCUCACCAUGCUAUGAAGUUUAAUCACAUCUGUGAACAAACACGGUUCAAAAACUGAGAAGGAUCCCCCCUC